ACCAUUCAUUUUUCUAACUGACAGCUCCGCGGUGACCUUCCUGGAUUCUCAGCCGGCCAACUCACCUCGCUCCCCGGCCUGGAGCUCCAUGAUGUCCGCCGGAGACAGGCGGUGGAGAACGUGGGCACGGACCGGCCGUUAAAGUGCCUCAAGGUUUCUAACAGACUCCUGCUCGUACAGUUCGUACUCCACCUCCGGCACUGCCUCAGCCACGGGCACGCCAUGUUCCCGGAGCGUCUGGGCGUCAGACGGCAGGUUAUAUAGUUGCGUCACCGGAACCGGAAGUCCGUAACGGUUGGUGACGUGGGUCACGGACUAGGAAUUAGGUUACUGCUAGCUAGCCAUAUAUGGGAGUUUGAGACAAACAUUAAUUAAUUCCUCUAAGGUUACUUAUUUGUAAUCAGAAAUGCAGCGGUAGAUGUAAGCAACGGUUGUUUCGCUUUAAACCGAAGAUAUCAAAUACGUCUUCUUACAGGUCUCUGGGGAAAUAGCACGGAAAAGUGUAGUGUACUAUUAGGGGCUAACGUUAGUAGCUGUAGCUCUAGCUAGCCCUGGCUUGCUCUAGCUAGCCUUAGCUAGCCCUAGCUUGCUCUAGCUAGCCCUAGCUUGCUCUAGCUGACUAAUUUUACUGGGGUUUUCAAAACAGUUUAUUAAACUAUAAUCUGGGUAAAGUGUAAAUGCCGAAUAAACUGACCUUUUUGUUCACACACUGCUGUUAAAAACACAUUCAAGGUUGAGUCUUAGUCGUUAUUUUUUUAGUUAUUACUUUAAAACUGAUAAACGUUUCCUUAAUUUAGGGUCUUCUAACUUAAGGAGUGUUUUGAAUGCAGGACAGAGUAUUUUACACUGAUAUUAAUACUUUCACAGCAUCAGAGUACUUCUUCCCCCCAUUGCUGUGUGCAUUAUGACUACCAGCUGGAAAUCCUAAUUUACCCAUUUUCAGAUCUAUCACUACAUCAGUGCUUACAGUCCAGUAGCUUUGAGGCAGUUGCUGUGUCUGCAACAUGUGGAGCCCCUUUAAAGUGUUAGUCUUUGCUCUGGUAGCAGCAUCCAGCUUCACACCUGUACAUGUUCUGGAGUUCUGCACUGACCGUGACUGCCUUAGUCACGAUAACACGGCAUCAAACAGCCAGCUGUCCCCAAACACUUUCAAAUCCAGGUGGAACAUUAGCGUCUCAAACCUCAUACAGGACCUGGACCGGUUCAGAGUGUCUUGCAAGAAGCUAAUGGAAGCGUUCCCAAUCGAUGUAGUUGAUGGUAAUUUUGCUCGCUCUGUAAAGAACUGUAUAUUCUCCAAAUCCAUUCCAACACCACUGAAAGGCCCGCUGAGACUGGCAGCAGCUUCUAAGGAGGUCAUCGAGGGUAUUUUAGACUUAGAUGUGGCUGUAACACAGUCGGAUGAUUUCCUGCAUUAUGCCAGCGGUGGCAGACUGCCACCAGGGUCAAUUCCACUUGCUCACAGAUAUGGAGGCUAUCAGUUUGGCUACUGGGCAGGUCAGCUGGGUGAUGGUCGAGCACAUUACCUUGGUCAAUAUACCAACAGGAAAGGAGAAGUGUGGGAACUGCAGCUUAAAGGCUCUGGGAAAACCCCUUAUUCAAGGUCGGGAGACGGUCGAGCUGUGAUCCGAUCCUCUGUACGGGAGUUCCUGUGCAGCGAAGCCAUGCAUUUCCUGGGUGCUCCGACCAGCAGGGCUGCCAGUCUGAUUGUAAGUGACGAGCCGGUGACGAGGGAUCAAUUCUACGACGGCAACGUGAAGACAGAGAGAGGAGCUGCUGUUCUCAGGUUAGCCAGGUCAUGGUUUCGGAUCGGAUCUUUAGAGAUUUUGUCUCAAAGUGGAGAGAUUGAUCUCCUGAGGAAGCUGUUGAUCUUUGUGAUUGACGAACAUUUUCCUUUCAUCAGUUCCAAUGACCCAGAUAAAUAUUUGGUGUUUUAUUCCACAGUUGUAAAUGAAACAGCACAUCUGAUUGCCCAGUGGAUGUCGAUUGGGUUUGCACACGGUGUGUGCAAUACGGACAACUUCAGCCUCCUGUCCAUCACCAUCGAUUACGGACCUUUCGGCUUCAUGGAGUCGUAUAGCCCCAAUUUUGUCCCCAACACUUCUGACGAUGAGGGCAGAUACAGCAUCGGAGCUCAGGCCGACGUGGGGCUGUUUAACCUCCAGAAGCUCUUGAUGGCUCUCAGUCCGGUGCUUUCUAAACAGCAGGAGAGCAAGGCAAAACAUAUUUUAAAUGGAUAUGUUGAUAUUUACCAUAAGAGGAUUCAUCAGCUAUUUAAAGCUAAACUGGGGCUUCUGGAGGAAGAGGAGGAUGAUGGUUACCUCAUUGCCUUCCUGCUUAAGAUGAUGGAGGACACACAAUCAGACUUCACCAUGACCUUCAGGCAGCUCAGUGAAGUUUCAGCCCAGCAGCUUCACGACAGGGACUUCACACAGUUGUGGGCUCUUGAAGACUUGUCGUCCCACAAGCUCUUUUCUGAUUGGCUCAGCGUGUACCAGCUCCGGCUCAUCCGACAACAAACCGAUAGUGAUUUGGAUCGUCAGCAGAGGAUGAGAAAUGUAAAUCCCAGAUAUGUGCUGAGGAACUGGAUGGCGGAGUCUGCUAUCAGUAAAGCUGAGAUAAAUGAUUUUUCUGAGGUGGAGCUGCUUCACCAUAUUCUGUCGUUCCCCUUUGUUACACAAGAGACCGCAGAGGAGGCGGGCUAUGCCUCAAGACCUCCCUUUUGGGCUAAGAGGUUAAAGGUCAGCUGUUCCUCCUGAGAGAUUCUUGGAUAGAGAAAAAGACACUAGUGAAGAAGAUUACAGCAUACCUGAGCCUUUGUUAUAUUUUAGUAAACUGUUUCAUGCUGGUGGAAAAAAGUGGUCCAAAAUGUCAAAGUCAUGGCUGUUAAAUGUUUUCUUCUACUAAAAUCACCCACCAUAUGUUGAUACAGUGACCAACAAAAAAGAGUGCAACAGAGGAAUUAACAUUUUUUAAUGCCAUAUUGACGCCUAAAUAUAUUCAAAGAUGCUACAGCAGAGGGUGUACCGUUUGUUUUAAGACCUAGUUUCACAUACAGUAUGACUAUUCACCCUAUUCAUAUACUUUAUGCACACACCAGAGCCUUCACUUCUCAGAUUUCAGCAAGUUGUACAAGAAAACCCAAUAAAAAAAAAGAUAUUUACGCAUGUCUUCUGCCAGGUUUUAUUUAGCUUGUUAGUCAUUUGAAAACUCAUCGUGUGCUCUGUAUAUGGGGAUUGUGUUUAUAGUAUUUACAGCAUUCCAUGCAAACAUGUCAAUAUGUACAAUUCUAUGAAAAUGUCUCUUUGAACCAUGAUGACCACAUUAUACUUUUCAUGUUUUCUCUUCAGCAACGUUACAAACAGUGUACAAAAUAAACUGUUUUGGUCUUGAAAAUAAUUACACUUUCACUUAAUUCAUGCAAGAUUAUGUCUUGGUAUCAUACAUAUCCAUACAAAUGGAUGGAUGGCCAUCUGUUCUCUGGAAGAGAUGGAAUCUGUAUUGAUCUCCACUGGCUUCAUUUUGGAGAUGUUCAGCAUCGUUAUGGAUGUAAAGAGUGGUGGAUUCAAGCUAUUUUUAGACUCAGGCUAAUGAAGACCACGCUUCUUGUUCAUGGCCAGCGCCAGUUCUGACAUAAAGUCUCCACCUCCACCUCCACCUCCACCUCCAUGCAUAGAUGGUGUAGUUCUCUUUGGCGGAACCGGAGGCAUCUUCUU
Anarrhichthys ocellatus (wolf-eel) is the source of this 3713-nucleotide messenger RNA. RefSeq names its product protein adenylyltransferase SelO-like. The transcript has 19 exons. NCBI's taxonomy places the organism in Eukaryota, Metazoa, Chordata, Actinopteri, Perciformes, Anarhichadidae. The record is from RefSeq and is a predicted model, not a curated record. The coding region runs from base 1005 to 2756 and encodes 583 amino acids.